Messenger RNA from Fomitopsis serialis, 411 nucleotides. RefSeq lists its product as uncharacterized. The transcript has 2 exons. The coding region runs from base 1 to 411 and encodes 136 amino acids. NCBI's taxonomy places the organism in Eukaryota, Fungi, Basidiomycota, Agaricomycetes, Polyporales, Fomitopsidaceae. The record is from RefSeq and is a predicted model, not a curated record.
AUGCGCCGCCCGGAGCAGGUUAGGAGGGCGCCGUCCCCCGUGGAGUACGACAGCCGGAUCUACCCAGGAUCGGAGGCUGCGUCGCCUGCGCCGUUCAAUGUUGGUCGUCGGUUCUCGGUAAGCGCCGUUCGCAUGGCGUCGCGCUCGCCCCCGGAGCCCCCGCACGCGCGCUUGACACUCGCUGUGCACCCUACGGCACGGGAGCGCAAGCUCUCUGGACCGGGUUACCCCCGCCGCCGUUGGCGCAUCCAGGGGCAUAUGGGAGGGAUAGGGAUAGGCAAGUCCAGCGGAGGGGCUCACCUGGAUCCGGCGACGAGCGGGCUGAUGGCGCACCCACCACCGACGAAACAUGACCAGGCGUACCAGAGCCCAUUGGCGAACUACGCACGGCCACCCUUAGACGACCCCUGA